This is a messenger RNA of Dinoponera quadriceps, 9866 nucleotides long. RefSeq lists its product as uncharacterized. Gene Ontology annotation, biological process: neuromuscular junction development; synaptic vesicle priming; synaptic vesicle maturation. The record is from RefSeq and is a predicted model, not a curated record. The transcript has 19 exons. Lineage: Eukaryota; Metazoa; Arthropoda; Insecta; Hymenoptera; Formicidae. Bases 14 to 9139 code for a protein of 3041 amino acids. Gene Ontology annotation, molecular function: calmodulin binding; diacylglycerol binding; calcium ion binding. Gene Ontology annotation, cellular component: synaptic vesicle membrane; presynaptic active zone cytoplasmic component; terminal bouton.
GAGUGUCGGAAAGAUGGACUCGACGAAAUUAGGCGGGCCGGCGCCGAGCAGUCCGCGGGCUCACUCGCCGGUCUUGCCGAGCUACGCCGCGCCCGGCGAAGGUAACAUCGACUACAUCAUCGGCGACUACAUGGAGAGACUCGGCACUCGGCUGAACAUUCUCGAGACCGAGCUGAAGUACGCGUGGCGGGCGUUGGAUCUCCUCAGUCAGGAGUACAUCAAGAUGUGGGAGCGGCUGGAGAAGCUGGAGGGCCUACUGUACGAGCAGCAGACGGUGAUCAGCCAGCUGAUCGAGUUCUACACCAGCGGCGGCACGCACGAAAACGUGAACAUCGUGGAGGAGACGUUGGCGAACCAGCAGGGCUCGGUCGGCGAGUUGGACGCGAUCGCGAAGAGCUUGGGCGCGGCGAUCGGCAUCGAGGAGACCACCGUGCUGCGGGAGAAGCUCGCGCAGCAGGAGCUCGCGAGAAUACACGGGCUCACGCAGGACAGCACGACGGCCGCGGCCGUGGUCACCGACAUGCACAGGAACGUGAGGAAUCUCGACAGCCUGGAGACCCUCGAGGAAGAGGAGGGCAACAUACCCGACGAGGCCUUCUACAGGAGCCUGAACAACGCUUACAGGGAGGACCUGAUUUGCGGCGACACGUCGAGACCGACGUCGCAGUUGGGUAUGAUCUGGGAGGAAGCCGAGGACGAGGAUGUGAACGGCAAGAAGGAAGCGGACGCCGGCGGCAUCUUCGACAAGACCAUGCCGAAGGAGAAGGAGCUCGAGGAGCUGUCCGCCCAGCCGCCGCCGACGAAGGAGGAGGCGCAAACGUCCGCGAUGAAGAAGGAGGACGAGGCGGACGAGGACGAGGGCGAGGUGUUCAGCGCGGCCGAUUACAAGAGCUAUCGGGGCAACACGCCUUGCGUCAGCGAGCAAGACCUCGCCCAGCUCUCCAGGCUCAGCUCCCUCGAUCAGGUGGCGCUGGAGAAACUGCACGAGAUCGACCGGCUGAGCAGCAAGCUGCAGAAGGACUCGCAGAAUCUCAUAGAGCUGCAGUCGCGGCUGAUCGACUCGCCGAAGCGGCAGUACUCGACCGAGGCGGAGGCGAAACUGGCGGAGGAGGCGAGCAGCAUAGACGAGCAAUUGAGGAAGAUCUACGCGGAGACCGACGUGGACAGCUGGACCUUCUCAAAGAGUCCCGGCUCCACCGGCAGAUCGAUCUCCAGAGUGAGCACGGACAGCGGAUUGGCCACCGACGGCGACUUCACAACGAGAUCGAUAUCACCAAGACUGACCUCUACGUCCAGGAGCAACUUAGACUCCAUUUCGACUACCUAUACCCCGCCUAGAUUAGGUUACACGUCGGCCAUACUGGAGAAGAGCCCGGAGCCGGUGAUCCAGCUGCCGAUCGACGUCGGUAACUUCGCCAAGGGAUACGCGGAGAACAAGGAGCUGACGGAUCUGAUGGCGGAGAGCUUCGCCGCGGCCGUCACCUGCGCUUCCCCCACCAUCUACAGCACCACCGGCGAAAAGGUGCCGUCGCCGACGCUGUCGGCAGGCAGCGUCCAGAGCGUGCACAGCGUGCAAGGGCUGCGCACCAGGCAGGACGGCUACUUCGGCAGCGCGGCGCGGCUGAACCUCGAGUUCCAGGAGAGCCGAACACCCCCCAGCCCGUCUCCCAGCUCGCCUCCGCCGCCGGCGCCGCGAGACACCGCCGAGUCCUUCCUCAUGCCCGGCGCGGAGCAGCGAGACCCGGAGACCAAGAGGUCGCAGAGCCCGAGCUUCCUCGCCGAGAAACUCGUCUCCAUGGAGCAGGGUCGCCUGAGUCCGCGCACUCCCCACUCACCCAAGUCGCCGAGGGUCUCUCCGAAGCACACGGUCAAGACCGCCGCCAACAUAGUCGCGGCCAAGUCCGACUCCGGCCUGUCCUCCAUGAGCGGCUGGAGCAGCCUGGACAAGUCGCCGAGCUCGCCGAAGACCUCGAUCGCCAAGAUGCUGACCUCCUACUCGGUGGAUCGUGCGAUACCCAGCACGCAACCCGCCAAGACCCCGCCGGCCGCUAUCACGCAGGAGCCGCUCUACGACACUCCCGAGGGUAGGGACGCCAUCGCCACCACGAACCACCUGUCGGCGUACACGGCCGCCGGCGAGUCACCGGUCAAGGAGGAGUACAACUUGGUGCCUCCGCCGGCGCCGCCGGGCGUCGCCACCACUUGCCAGAGUCCCAAGAAGCGCGGCCGUCAGCAGAGCCUCCAGCACACCUACGACUCCGUGCCAUCCGCUACGGAUUACGUCUACAGGUCGGAGCAGCCGGCCAUUUACUCCGUGGCCGGUAGUAAUCGGCAGCAGGUGAUCACGAGCGUCUACACCAGCGGCGCCGGCUCCUACGGGCCCAAGACCACCACCUCGGCUUACUACUCCGACUCGAUGGAGCAGUACACCGGUUACCCGGACGGUUACGCCCUUCAGUACACCGAGACGACGAGCGCGAAGAAGCGCGGCAGCUCGUUCACGGACGGCAUGGCGAAUCACGAGGGUUACAAGGCGGCGAUGUACCGGCAGAUGUUCCCCACCGGGAACAUCACCGACGCGCUCUCGUAUUACCCGACCAGCGCGAACCUGCCGCGAACGGAGACGAACGACAGCUCGUGGCUGAACUCGAUGGAGGAGCAGAUACCGCACGACUCGACGUCCUCCAGCAUCCGCUCGCUCACCUCGGACGGCAGCUACGCUCAGAGCCCGUACACGGAUCGCAGGUAUCCCCAGCCGCCGGCCUAUCAAGCGCACUCCUAUCAACCGCACCACACCUACGCGAAUCAGAAUUAUCCGCAAGCCUACCAGCAGCAGUACCAGCCGUACACCCAACGGCUCAGCAGCACCGAGAGCGCUCAGCUCGCGGACGGUUACCAGAGGCAAUGGCAACGGGAGCAUCAGUACAUUCAGGAUCACGAGGGCGGCAGGAUGGAGCAGCAACAGACGCAGCAGGGCGAAUAUUACGACGCUUCGAGCGUGAUAGUCUCUCAGUCCGGUUACAUCAGCAUCGCCACGAAUCUGAAGGAUCACGAGGUCGACAACACCAAACUGUCGAAGAAGGUCAGGCGAGGUUCCUCCCUGAAGAACGCGAUGAGCUCCAUGAGCAAUUGGCUGCCCGAUCUUCAUCUCAGCAAACGCCACAGAAGUCAGUCGCUACCCGGGGGAGUGAGAAGGGAGGACCUGGAUAUGCCUCAGGACGGCCAGCAGAGGAUACCCGCCGAAAUGGCUAUGGGAAGAGGCCGGGGUAGAGGUCAGACUGCGAGGAAGAAAAAGAAGCACACGUUGGUCUCCACGGUGUCCGGUAUUCUGCAGAAAGCGAAACGUCGCAGUCAUCAGUCGCAAUCGCUCUCCGACCCCGAGCAGUCCGAGACCGAAUGGAGCAGCGGCCGGCAGAGCGGACUCUCCGAGGAUGAGGACAGCGUGAUAUCCGACAUCGCUCAGGAGCCGCCCUUCUUCGCCAAGGUGAAGACCGCGAGCACCAAGAGGAAGCAGCCGCCGCAGCAAAUGAUGGCGCAGCAGCCGCAUCCUCAGCAGAUGCAGGCGCAGCAGCAGGCGGCUCUUCAGCAACACCAAGCGCUUCAGCAGCAUCAGGCGCUCCAGCAACAGAUUCAGCAACAUCAGGCGCUUCAACAGCAGCAGGCGCUACAGCAGCAGCAGGCGCUCCAACAGCAGCAGAUUCUUCAGCAGCAGCAGCAAGCGCUUCAGCAACAGAUCCAACAGCAUCAGGAGCAACUGCAUCAGCAGGCUCUGCAGGACACGUGGACUAAAGAGAAGGAACAGAGGAAAGUCGAGGUUAACGAGCACGACUUGAUGAACGAGCAGAUGGGUAUGGUCGAGGAGGAGACUUCCGGCAAGAGCACCGGCUCAGGAUCCGCCGGGUCGUCCAUCUUCCAGACGGUCGGCGACAUUAAGAGGUCGACGGGUAGCUCGGACGAGGCGCCGAACGAGAAAGCACCGAAACUGCCGCCGGUCACUCUGAUCGGCGGCUCGAGCAUGGAGUUCGCGGUCUCUCGAGCCCUCGGCAAGUACCGUCAACGGCAAUCCUCGACGGUGUCCGACGAGCAGCCGCCGACCGACGAGAGCAACAACGAGAAGAAGAUCGAGGAGGGGCAAGCGCAGACGCUGGAGGCGAGCUUCGAAUAUCCGGAGGACGUGUCGGAGAAGAGCGAGAAGAGCGAGAAGUCCGGCAGCGCGAAAUUACCGGAGCUGGUGACCAGCUUGUCGGAGGAGGCGCCGCCGUCGGAAGGUAGCCCCUCCGCGUCCAGCAUGAGGGGCUACGGACCGGCCGGCGGCCGCUUCCUACCGCGCCACCAGCAGUCCCUGGAGAUCCCGUGGACCGGCUCGCGGCCGGGAGAGCCUGACGAAGACAAUCGCAGCACGCACUCCUACAGGAGCACGUCGAGAGUUUCCUCGCGGCGGCAGAGCACCGAAGACUCGAUCGACUCCGAGGACGAGUGGUACUGCUACGAGCUGAGGAAGCUCGAGGAGCUGGAAAGGCAAUCCGAGAUGGAGAUGACCGAGGUGUUGAUCGAGGAAGCCGAGGAGCACGACGAAGCUUACCAGCCGGACGACGAGGUGAAGGAGAAGAUGUCGUUCGUGCUGAAGGAGCUCAAGCUCAAAGCUAUCACGAAGCCUAAGGAUCAGAUGAUAAGGGAGGAGCGGGAGGAACCUCGAGCCAAGAUGAACGGCACGAUCGCGAAGGAGUACCGGGAGGAGAACGAUAGGUAUCGCGACGAGAAGCCGAUCCCGAAGCGGAAGUCCGCGGAGAGCGUGGAGGCCGUGUUCGCCCGGGUGACCGAUUACCACACCUGGGCGCACGAGAUCGAAGCCAAAAAGGAGAAAGAACGGCCUCCGCCGCCCACGGAGGAAGGUUCCUCCGGCGAGACCUCCGGGCCGGAUAGCCCCGGCCAGUCGAUGGACGAAGAGGAGGAAGAGCUGCCGAAGGAUCUUGAAGAACAGCAAUCAAGACGCAGCUCCAACGGCUCGACCUUACGUCGCGACGGCGAGAAGGUGUUGCAGGGCUCGGAUUCCCUCUCCCGCGAAGGUAGCGUAAGUGUACCACCUAGCGAAGUGUCGGUCAGCAUCCCCGGAGCUUGGGAUUCUGAAAGCACUGUCCUUGAAGGCCUCGAGCGCGACGGAGCCGGUAGCGCCGAGACAGCUACCACGGCGACCUUGAGUCUACCGAAGAUCAAGAUCGACUCCUCGUCCUGCGGAAGCUCGGACACGACAUUGAAGGAGGGCCAGGUGAGUCCUGGCCCGCCCGGGUCCAAGUGGAAGCUGCUCAAGGCCUUGAAGGAACGUAAGGCCGAGGAGAAGCUCAAGGAGGUCGAAGAGGCCUCUAAGGAGAACGCUAUCUCUCAGGGACCCACGGCAAACGGCAACGCAACGGCCGGCGAAUCUGGUGGACGGGCGAACGGACACCCGGGCGACAAUCCUUUCUACAGCAACAUCGACAGCAUGCCGGACAUUCGACCGCGACGGAAGUCGAUACCGUUGGUUUCCGAGCUGGUCUUGAAGACCAUGGCGGCGACGAAGAGGAACGCUGGCCUUACAUCCGCCGUGCCUCGAGCGACGCUGAACGACGAAGAGCUGAAGAUGCACGUGUACAAGAAAACCCUGCAGGCGAUGAUCUACCCGAUAUCCUCGACCACCCCUCACAAUUUCGUCACCUGGACGGCCACGUCGCCUACCUACUGCUACGAGUGCGAGGGUCUGCUCUGGGGCAUCGCUCGGCAGGGGGUGCGAUGUAUGGAGUGCGGUGUCAAGUGUCACGAGAAGUGCAAGGACCUCCUGAACGCCGACUGUUUGCAGAGGGCGGCUGAGAAAAGCUCGAAACACGGCGCCGAGGACAAGGCGAUCAGCAUAAUCACGGCGAUGAAAGAGCGGAUGAAGCAGAGGGAGCGCGAGAAGCCGGAGAUCUUCGAACUAAUCCGCACGACGUUUUCAGUCGACCCGGAUACGCACAUAGACAGCCUCGAGCAGGCCGAACAGAUCGUCCUUGAGGGUACCAGCAAGUGGUCCUGCAAGAUCGCCAUCACAGUGAUCAGCGCCCAGGGACUAAUCGCCAAAGAUAAGAGCGGCACAUCCGAUCCCUACGUGACGGUUCAAGUCGGUAAAGUAAAGAAGCGCACGAGGACCAUGCCGCGAGAGCUGAAUCCAGUGUGGCAUGAGAAGUUCUACUUCGAAUGCCACAAUUCGUCCGAUCGGAUCAAGGUGCGGGUGUGGGAUGAGGACAACGACCUGAAGUCAAAGCUACGGCAGAAGCUGACAAGGGAGAGCGACGACUUCCUCGGGCAGACCAUUAUCGAGGUGCGGACCCUGAGCGGCGAGAUGGACGUCUGGUACAACCUGGAGAAGCGGACGGACAAGAGCGCGGUGUCGGGCGCCAUUCGGCUGCACAUCAGCGUCGAGAUCAAGGGCGAGGAGAAGGUGGCACCCUACCACGUGCAAUACACCUGCCUGCACGAAAACCUUUUCCACAGCCUGUGCGAGGAGAACGGCGGCAUGGUGAUCUUACCGCAAGCGAAGGGCGACGACGCUUGGAAGAUUUACUUUGAUCCACCGGGCGAGGAGCUCGUCGACGAGUUCGCCAUGCGCUACGGCAUCGAAAGCAUCUACCAGGCGAUGACGCACUUCCACUGCCUCUCAACCAAGUACCUGUGCCCAGGCGUUCCGGCCGUGAUGUCGACCCUCCUGGCAAACAUAAACGCGUACUACGCCCACACGACCGCGAGUCCGGCCGUGUCGGCCAGUGAUAGAUUCGCCGCCAGUAACUUCGGGAAAGAGAAAUUCGUGAAAUUGCUGGACCAGCUGCACAACUCCCUGAGGAUCGACCUGUCGAUGUACAGAAACAACUUCCCGGCCUCGAGUCACGAGAAGCUGAUGGACCUGAAGAGCACGGUGGACCUGCUGACCAGCAUCACGUUCUUCCGCAUGAAGGUGCAGGAGCUGUCGAGCCCGCCGCGCGCCAGCACCGUCGUGAAGGACUGCGUGAAGGCCUGCCUGCGCUCGACGUACCAGUUCCUCUUCGAGAACUGCAACGAACUUUAUUACCGGGAGUUCCAGGUCGACCCGAAGGACGCGAAGCCUAAACCGGAAGACUCCGGGCCGCAGUUGGAGUCGGUCGAAUUCUGGAACAAGCUGAUCGCCCUGAUCGCCUCGGUGAUCGAGGAGGACAAGAACAGCUAUGCGCCCGUGUUGAAUCAGUUCCCUCAGGAGCUGAACAUCGGUCAACUGUCGGCGGCCACCAUGUGGUCCCUGUUCGCGGUAGACAUCAAGUACGCCCUGGAGGAGCACGAACAGCACAGGCUGUGCAAGUCCUCCAAUUACAUGAACCUGCACUUCAAGGUCAAGUGGCUGCACGCCAACUACAUUAUAGACGUGCCACCUUACAAGGGCGCUGUGCCGGAAUACCCAGCCUGGUUCGAGCCCUUCGUCAUGCAGUGGCUCAACGAGAACGACGACGUGUCGUUAGAUUAUCUCCACGGUGCCUUUAAUAGAGAUAAAAGGGAUAGCUUCCCAUACAGCUCCGAGCACGUGCUCUUCAGCAACUCCGUCGUCGACGUCUUCACGCAGCUGUCGCAGUGCUUCGACGUGGUGACGAAGCUCGAGUGCCAAGACCCGGAGAUCUGGAAGAGGUACUUGAAGAGGUACGCCAAGACCAUCAGCAAGGUGCUGUUGGCCUACGUGGACAUAGUGAAGAAGGAAUUCCCGGCUUACCUGCAAGACGAACGAUGCUCGUGCGUUAUGAUGAACAACAUCCAGCAACUGCGGGUGCAGCUGGAGAAUUUGUUCAAUGCGAUGGGCGGCGACAAGCUCGAGCCAGACGCGGCGAACAUCCUGAAGGACCAGCAGCAACUGCUGAACAUCGCUCUGGACGAUUUGGCGGUGCUCUUCGCGAACAGCCUGGAGCCGCAGAUAUCCGGCUCCGUCAAGGAGGUGGGAGACGUACUGUCGUCCAUCAAGGGCGGCGGGCAGGUCCCGGCGCAGGCGCAGAGAAACAGCGUGGCUACCGAGGCGGAUGAGGUGUUGCGACCGCUCAUGGUGCUGCUUGACGGUAGCCUGUCCGUGUACGCCGAGACGUGCGAGAAGACGGUGCUGAAGAGGCUGCUCAAGGAACUGUGGAAGAUAGUGAUGAGGCUCCUGGAGAAGACCGUAGUUCUGCCACCUAUGACGGAUAAGAGCAUGAUGUUCAAGAACCUUACGGACAACGCCAAGAACCUCGCCGCGAACGCCAAGAUAGAGGAUAUGUCGAAGCUGUUCAAGAACCACAUGGCUGGUAAACCCGACGUGAAAAACGCCCUCAGCGGAGUCAUGGAUAUCUCCAAGGAGGUGGAGAAGAAUCUUUCGCCGAAGCAGUGCGCGAUCCUCGACGUCGCUCUCGAUACGAUCAAGCAGUACUUCCACGCCGGCGGUAGCGGCCUGAAGAAGACGUUCCUGGAGAAAUCGCCCGAAUUGCAGAGCCUCCGUUACGCGCUGAGCUUGUACACGCAGACGACGGACACCCUCAUCAAGACCUUCGUCACCUCGCAAGUCAAUCAAGUUGCAGAUACCACUGGCUCGGAGGAGGGCGCGGUGGACUCGGUGGGCGAGGUGAGCAUCCAGGUGGAUCUCUUCACGCAUCCGGGAACCGGAGACCAGAAAGUCACCGUCAAAGUCGUGGCUGCGAACGACUUGAAGUGGCAGUUGACCUCGGGCAUGUUUAGACCGUACGUCGAGGUGAACCUGAUCGGUCCGCACCUCACCGGCAAGAAGAGGAAGCAGUCGACGAAGUCGAAGAGCAACAAUUGGUCGCCGCAAUUUAACGAGAGUUUCGACUUCAUGAUCGGUAACGAGCAACAGCAGCUGGACUUCCACGAGCUGCACAUCUGCGUGAAGGACUACUGCUUCGCGAGGGAGGACAGGCUCGUCGGAGUCGCGGUGAUGCAACUCAAGGACAUCGUCGACGAGGGCUCAUGCGCGUGCUGGUUGUCGCUCGGCAAGCGUAUCCAGAUGGACGAGACCGGCUGGACGAUCCUGCGCAUCCUCUCGCAGCGCAACAACGACGAGAUCGCCAAGGAAUUCGUGAAGCUGAAGAGCGACAUCAGGCAGGAGACGCCGCUGCCGAAUCCCACUUGAGAAGAUGCGACUAUGCCGCGUUAAGCCGACGAGCGAAGCGAUUCGAGUACUUCGAGCUUGGAAAGAGCCCGAAGGGGAGCAGGAGGCCGUCCAAAGGGGGUAGCGUUUGACCUUUGGUGCCACGAGAACGAGACCCUUCACGACUAAUUCCGCGAGAGAGAGAGAGAGAGAGAGAGAAUGUGUGAAUGAGAGAAAGAGAGAUAGAGCGAGAAAAAGAGACACGCGAAAGAGAGAGAGAGAGAGAGGUAUGUUAACGCGCAAUCCCACGCAUCGCCUGGCGAAAACGAUCGCCCGAACCCUUCCGCUCGCUGCGACACGCCGGAAGGGACGGUCAUUCUCCGCGGAGAGACAGCGAGAGACUCGAUGAUCCUACGAAACUUAGACCCUCCGGCUUCCUUCGCGCCGCAGAGUUCGGUCGAGCGUAUUCCUCUCCCUUUUUUACACGAGUCACAGAGCUUUAGCCCCGUCCCUGGACAGCGACGAUGCACCGGGAAUCAUCUUCCACAGAUCUCGAGCUAAGACGACGAGCUAUGAGGGUCAAGCCCGCGUGGCACGCGACGUUUGUCCGGUAACUACUACAAUAAGAGAAAAAGGCGGCUUCCGCCGCCCUUUCGCGGAGCUACUUAGAUAGACGAGGAAAGACGGAGCUCGACAGCGACGACGAGCGACGCCCCGCGUAAAACAAGAGAGAUAUAUAUAUCUUCUUCGUGCGAGUGCCGCGAGCGAG